CCGGCGCGCCCGCGGCCAGAGGUGGAAGUAGAGGUCGGCGGCCAGCAGCGCCCCGAGCAGCAGCAGCACGGCAGGGCGGUCCCGCCGCGGGCCCGGCAUGUAUGGAUUUAAAACCCAUCUUCCUUAGAGAUGCCUCUGACUUGCCAAAAGGUAAAUGCCUCUGUCUGCUGCUUUUUGUCUUUUUCACUUGAAAUGCUGCAGAGCUGCCCUGGUCCCACCCUGCAGACUGUCAUGUUUGCAAAAGGGAGGAGAUGAGAAUUAUCCCUUUCUCACUGCCCUUAAUUAGGAGGAUUAAACACCAGGGCAGCUACACAGCACCACAAAGGAGAGGAAAAGAUCAGCUGGAGCAGAGUUCUGCAUUUGCUGCUGCACUGAGAAGAGCACAGAGGUGCCAGGAGCAAUCCUGCAGCUCUGCUCCUGCUCCUGGUCCAGCUGGGACUCAGAGCAGCAGGGCCAUGUCCUCUCUGCAUGGUGCUGGUGGUGAUGGUGGUGAUGGUGGUGGUGCUGAUGGUGAUGAUAGUGGUGGUGCUGGUAGUGGUGAUAGUGGUGGUGCUGCUGAUGGUGGUGGUGAUGGUGGUGGUGGUGGUGGUGGUGAUGGUGAUGAUGAUGGUAGUGAUGGUGCUGAUGGUGAUGAUGGUGCUGGUGGUGAUGGUGGUGGUGGUGAUGGUGGUGAUGGUGAUGAUGGUGCUGGUGAUGAUGGUGAUGGUGGUGAUGGUGGUGGUGAUUGUGGGAUUCACAUUUUCUGAACCUGAGAGAAGCAGAGAAAAGAAUGAUCAAAACAAUUCUUAUCUCAUUGGCUGCUCCUGUGUUUUGCCAAUUAAAAUGCAAUAUGGAGAUUGUUUACCCAAAGCGAUGGUGGUUGUUUCCCUUGGCCAAAUGUGUGUGCAGACUGUCGGUCAGCAGAGUCACAACAUUCUGAGCAGUUGAGUUAAAUUAACUAUUUGUACAGAUUCAGCUUAAAUGCAAUGUAAUAUAAAAUAAUAUAGUAUAAUAAAGUAAUUAAUGAACCUUCUAAUAAAAUAAAGUCCUCCUUGACAUUUCCUGCCUUCGUCGGCAUUGCCCCGCUUUUACGAUAGGUGAUGGUGGUGAUGGUGGUGAUGGUGGUGAUGGUGGUGAUGGUGGUGAUGGUGAUGGUGGAGAUGGUAGUGGUGAUGGUGGUGAUGGUGGUGAUGGUGGUGGUGAUGGUGGUGGUGGUUGUUUUGGUUGUCCUCAUGGUCCCCAAACAGCACCUCCCAGCCUGGGCACAGCCUCACACCAGGGCUGGGAUUUUGGUUUCCCAGGAGGGUGGUGCCUCUCACAGGGGGUUCCCCUCUGCCUGACCCCCCAGGGCUGGGGCUUUCCCCCCCACCCAGGAUGGUGUGAGAGCCCUCCCAGUCUCUGCUGGUUUGCUGGGAGGAGCUCGCGCUGUUGCUCUGGGCUGUCUCACGCUCGGUCUCAGCCUGUAAUUAAAAAUGAAAUAUUUGGGCCAAGUGCUCAAAUUAAGAACACAUUUUGACAGCUAACAACACCGAGGAGAGCCCUGGAGACCCUGACAGGGCAAUUAGUGCCUCUCCACUCGCAUUGGAGAGGAGUCUUGAGAGAAGAAGCGUGUUCACUCCGGAGGGUUUUUGGUACAAAAAUGCAAUUAUAGGGUAUAAAAGGAAAUGUUUAGAAACACACAAAGCGGGAGUGAGUCAGGAGCCUCCUUCACCGCAGGACAGGGAAGGCAGAAGAGAAGAGGUGCCCCAGACAUGACACUCUAACAUUUCCCCACCCCUGGCUGCAGCUCCCAUCAGUGGUUUCAUUUCUCUCCUCCCAUCCACCUCUCCUGGCUGCUGUUCCACGCUCAUCCUUUGGCCUCAGCGAGCUCCCAGCUGCUCAGCGCUCGGGAAUCUGGGUGGACCCUCUCCCUCUUGGCAGUGAACUUGCACAGCUAAGCCCAAACAAGAGGAAAGCACCUCCAUGGACCGAGCGAGCUGCUCUUGUGUGCCGGGACCUCCAGCACAGCUUUGCUUCCCCCUCCCUCCCUCCCUCUGAGCAUCCCUGGAGCUGGCUUAGAGCAGAAUCCUGGGGAGCUGUGGCAGCUUUCCAUGGUGAAUCCCAACACCAAACCAUCCUCUUCCAGGAGGGAGGGGUGAGCCAUGAACCUUGUGGGGUGUGUGGGGGCUGGGAAGGCUCCGCACGCUCCCAGCGCUCCUGUCCGAAAUCCAGCGGGUGGACACCAAGCCUGGGAGCCUGGAGAAGCUCUGUGCAGGCAGAGCUGGUGGAGAAGGGUGACCUGCAGGCCCUGAAGAGCUGGGGUGACGUGGAGCACAGAUGACACAGGGCUGUUUGUCUUGGACACGCCGGGAUCGACCGGAAAGCGGCGCCGACCUCUUGAGCAACACCGGGGCUUUGGCCGGCCGGGCAGGGGCUCAGCCUCUGCUCAGCUCAUAGGAUCUGAUUUCCAAGAUAGCACAAACAAAACAAUCCCUCUCCAGUGGACUCCUGGCUGGAGCCAGCCCUGCCAUGGAGACAGGAACAGCCUGCUGGUGCCAUUAAAGGUUAAAUCACAGCAAAUCCCAUCCCUCGUCUGCAAGCGUUAUUUAAUGAGUAUUUACUUUGUGGAAUUGCCUUUAUUGGUAGUUAACUGCAUAGAGGUCUCCGUGGGACAGCUGGUGCACCAUUUGAAAGGAAUAUUCCUCAACCCUUGCUGAGUGAAAUUGUUUUUGUAGACAAGUGGAGGCUUUGGGGCCAUUAAGAAGAUAAAACACAGAUUGUUUGCAGAGGGUUUUUAUUUUAUUUUAAUGGCUUUUGAAAAGAGCAGCUUUUAUUGUUUUAUUUGUCUGUUGUUAGCAGGCAGAAGGGCUGGAAAGAGGCACAGAUGUUCAUUUGCUGUUUGGCUGGGCCAGGCCCCAAACCCAGGGCAGAAGGUUUGAACCUCUCUCUGAAGCUGCUGAAACAUUUUCCAAGUCUUGAAAUGGCUCCUCUGCUCAGCACUUUCUCAGUAAAACCACUGAGGGCUGGGGUGGGACUCCCUGCAUAAUAAUUUAAAGCCUUGCCAGUGGAUGAGACAGUGUACAAACCAGAGGAAAUGAAGGGCUUUGUGCUUCCUUCCAGUGAUGGGAAAAUCACAGAUGGAUCCCAAACCUCCAGCUCUCAGCCCAGCUCCAGUUCAUCCAGACCACAGAA
This is a messenger RNA of Serinus canaria (Common canary), 3150 nucleotides long. RefSeq lists its product as uncharacterized. Bases 469 to 927 code for a protein of 152 amino acids. NCBI's taxonomy places the organism in Eukaryota, Metazoa, Chordata, Aves, Passeriformes, Fringillidae. The transcript is spliced from 2 exons. The record is from RefSeq and is a predicted model, not a curated record.